AUGAGUAAUAUAAAUCGUGAGCAGUGCGUAUCUAAACUUUAAGGACAUUUGAAAGGGGCCACAGCCACUAUUCAAGGUAAUAAUAGUUAAGAAAUAAACUAGAGAUUGAAGAACUCUUGAUGAAUUAAGAACAUAUUAUUUGGUAAUAAGCUAGAGAGAUAGAAGAACUUCGUAGAAGAUUAAAGCAAUUAGAAAGUUUAGAUUUUCAAAAUGAAUAAGUUUUACAUUUGUAGAACAUCAAUGUUUAACUUAAGACAUAAAUUGAGUUUUUAAGGAGUUAAAUUCAAGAGAAAGAUGCAAUGAUUGCUUAAUUUACAUCUAAGCCAGUAUAAGCAGCAUCACCAGAAAUACUAGCUGCAUAACAACAAUUGAUUCAAUAAAACUUAUAACUACAAAAUAUUAUAGGAGAUCUUCAAAAUCAAAUUUUAAAUAAGGAUGCUGUCAUCGGUUAAUUAAAGACUUAGGAAAGCACUUUAGAUUAAUUGAUAGGAUAACUUUAAUCAAAUAUAUAAUCUAAACGAAAUAAAGUAGGAGUAGCACAACAAGGAAAUGAAACAUUAAGUGUACUGAAUGAAUUAUAAUAAUAUCCAGAAGCAUUAUAAGAUGUGAUUGAAAGGAUCAUACAAGAAUAUAGAAGAAUGCAAUUUCUAAUAGAGGAGAAAGAUAUCGAAAUUUAAAAUUUGAAAUCUCGCCUUUAACUCUAACAGCAAAAGGCAAAUGACUCUAUUUCUGAAAUAAAAAAAAGAGAUAUAUCUCCUAUUAGAUCAGAUUAAGCCUUAGAUUUAGCAAAAUAAACAGCUACAAUGGAUGAUAUGAUAAAUGAUUUGGAGAGAAAGUUAAUGUCAUAAGACAAUAGGAAAAAAGAAUUAUAAGCUAAAUUAUUGGAAGUGGGAACUUAAAAUGUGGAAUUGGAGAAAUAAUUAUUAUAAUCAAAAGAUCAAUUACCAAAGAAUGUUGAUGAAUUAAUUAAAUAAAAUUUAGAUGUCAAUGAUAAAAUUAAAGAAUUAUAAAAAUCAUUGCUCUAAAAAUAAAAUGAGUUAGAUCAAAUAUAAAAAUAAAAUAAUACUAUUAAUGAUAAUUAAUAAUAAUUAUAAUCAUAAAAUAAUUUAAAUAAAUAAGAUAAUUAAGUUGAGAAAUUAAAUACAAAUAAUGUUGAUGAUUUAGUUAUAGAAAAUUAACAAUUAGAAGAUUUAAUUUUGGAAUUAUAAUAGAAAUUAGUAGAUAAACAAGCUUAAAAAGAAGAAAUAGAGAAUGAGAUUUAGAAAUUAAAUAUUCCAGCUUUAUAAUAAAACUUAAAAGAUUUAUAGAAAUAACAUUCUCUAUUAGAAACUGAUAAUAAAAACUUCAAAAAUGAAAUUUAAUAAUUGUAAGAAGAUAUUAAUUAAAAUAAAGAUAAAUAAUAAUAACUACUUCAAGAGAAUAAAGUAUUACAAGAUUAAAAUAAUCAAACUUAAUCAGAGAUAAAACAGUAGGAAGAAAAAUUAACUUAAUUGCACGAUUAAAAAAAUAAAAAUCUUACUAAAAUAAAUAAUGAUGAUUUCUAAAAACUUUAAGAUAAAUUUAAUUAGACAGAAGAAAAUAAUAAAAUUUUAGAACAAUUAGUUUAAUAAUUAAAUGAAGAAUUAAGAAUAUAAUAAUAAGAUAAUCAACCCUUAAAAGAAGAAUUAUCUAAUAUUAAAAAUAAAUUACAAAAUACUUAAUAGGACAAUUCAGAAUUAGAAAAACAAAUUUAAUAACUAGAAGAUUAAUUAAACAACUUCAAAAAAGAAUAAUUGUAGACUAAAGAAUCUGUAAAACCUAGUUAUAGUAAAUCAGCUGAAUAAUAAAGGACAAAUCCUAUUGAAAAAUUUAGAGAACCAUUUUAACAUAUGGUGGAUAAUGAAGAAUUUUCAUUUGAUUUAGGAAGUUUAAAUUAAUAAGACAUUUCAUAAUAAGAAGUCACAAGUUCACCUGAAAAUCUUAAAUAAUCAUAAUUUGCUAAAAAUAAAACUUAAGAUGGUAAGUUUAUUACUAUUCCUUUGGAUAUAAUUAAAAAUUAUGAAUAUUUGAUUAGAGAAAAAGAAAAUGAAAUUGAUGAUCUCAAGAAUGAACUUGCUAAUUAAGGUGUUCAAAAUAUACCUCUUAAUUUCUAAACUGGAAAUAUGGGAUCUAAUUAAUAAGAUAAUAUUAACUUUUAAUUACAAGCUUCAGUUCCUAAUCAGAAUAAUGAAUAGAAUCCAGAAGAUUAAGGAAUCACAAUUGAAUAAUUGUAAAAGACAAUAAAAACAAAAGAUGAUCACAUAUAGAUGCUAUUAGAAUAGAUUGAAGAAUUGAAAUAAUUUGGUUCCUUAUCUGAAGAAUAAUAAAAGUAAAAAUUGGAAGGAAAUUAAAGAAAGUCUGAUGAUCUUGUUAGGUAAAAUAUGGAAAUUGCAGAUAUUAUAAUUGAUUUAGAAAGUAAAUUAGCAAAUAGGAAGAUAGAAAAUGAAGAGUUAAAGAAAUAAUUGGAAGAAGCUAAUAAAGAGUAUAAUGAUCAAUAAAAGAGAGCGAAAAUGUAUGAACUUUAUAUGUUAAACAAAGAAUUAGAUGAAGAAGUUUCUUUAUCUCCAAAAUUAUCUUAAGAGGAGCCUUUGUAUGAUUAAUUACCAUAGUUAAACUAAUAAGCUUCAGAAUAGGAGUAACCUGAAGAUCAAUAAAAUCAAUUUAAAAAGUUAACUAUUAAAGAUAAAUAUGAAAAAAAGAUAAAAGAUCUUUAAAAGGAAAAUUAAAAAUUAAUUGAUUAAAUAAAAUAAUAAAAAGGAUCAUCAUAAUAGAAACAAUAAUAAGGAGAUGAUAUUUAGUCUAAAUAAUCUCAUCCUACAGUAUAAAAUGAAAAUUUACAAUCUGAAUAAGUUUAAAAUUAAUAAUUGCCUGAAUUUAUUGAUUCUAAGAAAAAUCCUCAAAAUCUUCAAUAAUAAUAUGAGAAAAGUUUAGAGAAACAAGCAGACUUGAUUUAAGAAGUUUAAACACUUUAAGAUAUUAUAGAGAAUCUUGAAUAAAAGGUUUAAUCAAAGAAAGAAGUUAAGGAUAAAUUGGAGGGAUAAUUGAAUGCUUUAGAGAAAAAGAUUGAAUCAUCACAAUAAGAUCCUUAUUUAUAGGAAUCUGCAACUAUGGCAAGUACUACCAAAUUGGAUUAGGAAGCCUUAUAAAGAUAAUAUGAUUAAGAAGUGUAAAUUUCAAGAUUGAAAGACUAAUUGGCAGAUAAAGAAAAUAAGCUUGCUUAAAUGACUAUUUUGAGAGACUUGUUGAAAGAAAAAGAAGAUGAACUUAAAUCUUAUAAGGAAUUAGUACCUUCAAUAUAAGAAUAUUAAAAUGAAUAGUUCUUACAUUAAUAAGAAGAAUUAGUAAAUACAGAAUUACGUAAAGAUAUAUAAAGAUUAGAAGAUUAGUUAGAUAAUCAAAUUAAACUUAAUAGGGAGUUAUAAUAAAGAAUGGACAAUUAACAUGAGUAAGCUUCUUAAUUGUCAUAAAAAAUAAGAGAUUCUAUUCAUGAUUCUAAUUCAUCAAAUUCUUAAAUUAAGGACAAUAGACAAAGACUUAUAGAGAAAUAAUAAAAGGCAGAUGAAUUAGUUAGAGAACAUUUAAGUUUAGAUGAUUUAAUUGAAGAAUUGGAAAAGAAACUUGUAGAAAAGAAUGAUUAUAAAGAUUAAUUAAUUAAUUAAUUAUAAGAAGGAAUAAAAUCAGUAGUAUAAUCUAAAACAAAUGAAUAACCUAAAGAAUAAUAAGUAUAACCAAAUUAAGUAUUCAUAAAAUAAUAGAAUUAAGCAUAAAUAGUUGAACCUAUCUAAGAAAUAAGUGAGGUUUAAUAAGUUAUAAGCAAUAAUGAGGAUUAAAUUUCAAUUCCUUUGUAAACUGGAUAAAUUCUAUAAGAAUUGGAUGGAGAUAUUUAAAAGUAAGAAAUAAAGGAACCAAAUCCUUCUGAAUAAUAAUCCCACUUAUUACAUCCAGCAAAAUCAUAACCUGUCUUUGCUCAAAUAGAUGAGGAUUCUGGACCUAAGCUUUAAUAAGUCAAAUCAACUUAAGGAUUUGCUUCUCCUUAAGAAUUAUUGAGUAAAGAGGGUAUAGAUGGGAAAAAGUUAUAAGAGGUUUGGGAUUUGUUAAAGAGUAAUAGUGAUGCAGACAGAAGGAUAUAAGAAUUGAGAGAUGCAUUAUCAAGAAAAAACAAGAGAAAAGAAUAAUUGGAAGGUGUUUAUAAUAAAGAUUAAGAAUUAGUAAGUUAGAGAGUAUCAGAUAGUGUUAAUGAGAAGAAAUAAUUAUAAGAUUAAUUGCAUUAAAAAAAUUUAUAAAUUGCUGCUUUGAAUGAUGAAUUAUCAAAAUUAUAAUAAAAAGUAUUUGAGAAGGAGAAGGCGAUUGAUGAAAAAGAUAGAGAGUUUAGAAAUAGUUAAUUAAUCAAAACAUAUUAAGAUAAUUGUGAUAAAGCUGAUGAAUUAAUUAGAAAGAAUAUUUAGAUAGAAGAAACUUUGAAUAAUUUAGAAGUAAAAUUAGCAGAGAAAUAAUAAAAAGUGAAAGAUCUUGAAUUAUAAAUAGGAGCAGAUUCUAGUAUUUCGAAUAUACAGGAGCAAAGAGAAAGUGGAAUGAUUAUUAAAUCUUAUGAUUAAGAGCAGGAUACAUAAUUACAAUAAUAGGAAUAAGUACUUUAAGGAUAUAGCAUGAAUAUAGAUUAAUUAAAAAAUAAGAUUGAAUAAUUAAGCAGUGAAUUAGCUGAAAGAGAUAAGUCUAAUUUAGAAUUAAGAAAUUAAGUAGCUGAUUUAAAGAAAUAGAUUCAUGGAUAUUAAUUAGCUUAAUAAGAUGUGAAAGUAAUCAAAAAGUAAAAUAAAUAAUUAUAGGAUGAGAUUUAAGCUUUGGUUUAAGAGAAUUUAAAUUAUGAAGAUUUGAUUAGGGAUUCAUAAUAUAAAUUAUAAGAGAAAAAAUCAAAAGUAAAAGAAUUAGAUAUGGAAAUUAAGAAUGCAGAAAUACAAAUUUAAGUUGAAAAAUAAAAUAAAGAAAAUUAAAUACUUUAAUAAAAGAUUUAAUAGACAGAUGAAUUAAUUAAGAAGAAUUUAGAAUUAGAUGAAGCAUUAACAAAUUUGGAAUUGAGAAUAUUAGAUAAAUAAUAACAGUUAUCAUAAAAAGAGACUAGAUUAUCUAAUUAGAAUUCAAGAAUUUUGUAAUAACCAAUGUAUAUUUAUUAAGAAGAUUCAGAUGAUAAGGCUAGUAAUAUAAGAACAGAAUCAUCUCCAAGAGCUUAAAAUUAACAUCCUUUGAUAUAAGAACAUAAUAAUAAUUUAAGUGAAUUGACUAGUUCUAUUAAUCAAAUGUAAGAGUAGGUGAGAUAAUUGAGUAUUGAUGAUAGUGAGCUUGAUUUUUAUUUAUAAUAGAAGAAAGAGAAGUAAUUAGAAAUAGAUUCAUUAAAAUAAUAAUUAUUUUAAUAGAAUGAAAUGAUGAAAGAUUUAAAAUAAGAGUAAAUUGAAAGACAACAAUAAAUUGAAUAAAUUAAGAAAGAGAACUCUAAUUUUGAUGAAUUAAUGGAGGAAUUAUAAUAGAGUUAGAAAUAAAUGAUUGAAUAAGAAAUUUAGAAGAAGGAAUAUAAUUAACCAUAAGAGAUUGGAGGUUCAGAAUAAAGUGAAAUAAUAAAAACUAAAUCAGAGAAUUUAGAAUUGAGUAAGAAACUUCAUGAUUUGAAAUAGUCUUAGAAAUAAUUAAAGAAUCAAAUUGCUAAUUAUGAUUCUUUAAUUAUAGAUCUUGAAACAAUUGUUGCAGAUAAGAAAAAUGAUAUUUAGAGAUUGAAUAAAGAUAAUUAAUUAUAUUAACAAUAGAAUAGAAAGUAAAAAGGAAGAAGGGAUUUAUUACAUAAAGAAUAAAAUAAUUUAUAAUAUCAACUUAAACUUUUAGAGCCUCAACUUUAAGAAUUGUAGUAAAAUGAAAAAUAAUUAUAAGAAUCAGUUACUUAAUGUGAAUAAAAAUUAAUAGAUUUAAAUGACAAAUAAUAAUAAUUAGAGAAUUAAAUUAAUUAGAAACAGUAAAUAACUUCUGCUUUAGAAUUGUAAUUAUCAACUCUUAAUCAAGAAAUUCUAUAAUAAAAAGAUAAAAAGCAACAAUUAGAUUCAGAAUUAAAUUAAUUAAGAGAUGAAAAUUAAGGAAUCGAAUAAGAAGUUAAAAUAUAUAAAAAUCUAACUAUUGAAGAUAUUACUUUGAAUGAAUAAAUAGAUGCUCUUACUAAAUAGAUUUAUGAAGAUAAACAAACUUAUGAGACUUUAUAAGAUGAAUAAAAAGCUACAUAAGAGUAAAUAAAUUUGUUAUUGCCUUAAAACAAAGAAAUUGAUGAAUUAAAAGAGACAGUUAAAUUGUAAUAUGCAUAAAAUGUAGAGGCUUUAAAUAAUUUAUAAUAAGAAUUGUAAUAAAAGAUUGAAUAAAAGAAUAAAGUAUUUUAAGAUGUUUCAGAAACAGAAAAAUAUCUUGAAGAAAAUAAUCAUGUGUUCUAAGAUUUGAAUGAAAAGAAGACAAAUCUUGAAGAUUAAAUAAAGAAAGAAGAAGUCUUAGUGAAUGCAGUUAUUGCUAAAUCAAAAAGAUUAGCUGAAAAUUUAGAAUCUGAAAAAUAAAAUUAUAAUAUUCUUAAUGCUGAAUUAGAAGAUCUUUUAAAGAAGAAAUAAGUUUUAGAAGAGUAAUUGUAAAAGACUUAGGAUGAAAUUAAAAAAAUGCAAGCAGAUUAAGAAUAUUUAUUGCAAUAAUAAUAAUAAUUUAAAAACUUGAAAGAAUAGAUUGAUUAAUAUGAAAAAGAUAUAGAAAUUAAUCUUAAAAUAAUUCCAGAAAGGGAUGAACAAAUAUCAUAAUUGAAAUCAAUCAUUGAAAAGAAAGAUGAAAUCUUGAAUGUAACCUAGGAAUAAGCAGAUUAAUUAAAUAAACAAAUUGAUAAGUUAUUAUAAGAGAAGGAAUAGAAGGAAAGAUAGUUGGAGGAUUAAAGUAAGUUAAUAAAGGAUAUUGAAGAAUAAAUUAUAGAAAAAUAUUAGAGAGAAAAGGAUUUAAAGGAUUAAUUAGAUUCAAUAUAAUUGAGGGAUCUUGAGACUGAAUUAAAUGAGAAAAUGGAAUAAUCAAUGGCAUAAUAAGAGAUGUUAGAAUCGAUUGAGUAAUUGAAAAAUGAAGUUUAAAAAUUAAAAGAGUAAGAAUUAUAAGUGAAAUAAUAAAUUUAAGAAUAAGAAAAUUUAAAUAACAAUUAGAAAUAGGAACUUGAAUUUAAAUUAUUAGAGAAGAAUGAUUUAGAAUAAGAUCUUCAUUCAGCAUCAGCUUAAUUGGAUGAAAUGAAAUUUUAAUUAGAAGAAAAGAAUGAUUAAUUAGAUAAAUUAAAUGAUUAAUUUAAAAAGGUAGAUGAGGAUUCUAAGAUGAUGGAGGCUGUUCUUUAAUUGAAGGAGAAGGAAUUAAAAUAAUUAUAAAAAAAGAAAGAAAAUUUAAUUGAUGAAUUAGAGAAAAUAAAUAAUGAUGUUAAUGAGGUUUAGAAACAAUUAGUAACAUAAAGAAAGAAAUAAAGAUCAUUAGGUGCAGAACCUUAAUAAUAAGAUGAAGAUAUGGAAGAGGAUAUAUAAGAUAAGAUUACUUCUUUGAAUUCACGUAAUAAUAAUUUGAAGGAUGAUCUUUAGAAAUUAGUAGAAUAGAGUCCAGAUACAACUGAAAAGAAGGCUGAAGAAUAAUAGAUUAGUAAAAUUAUUCCUGUUUCAGUAUCAUAAUUUGCUCCAGAAAAAAUCUAAUAAACAUUAUAAGAUAGAGAUAAAAAAAUAGAAAUAUUAGAAAUGACUAUUUAGACAUUAUAAUAGUAAUAGCAUGAAAGAAAUAGUAUGAUUCCUUCUAUGUUUUAAUCUAAGAUGUCAGUUUAACCAAGUUUCUUUAUGGAUGAUGAUCCUUUAUUAUUGGAAUUGUAAGAUAAAUUCACUAAAGAAAGUGAAUUAUUGAAGGAUUUAUAGAAUAAAAUUAAAUAGACAGCAGAAAAUCAUUAUGCUUUAUCAUUAUAAUUAAAGGAAUGGGCUGAAAAGGAAAAUAGAUUAGCUUAAGAAUUAGAUUCAAGAAGAUAGAGUGUAGAAUAAAUAGAAUUUGAACUUUAAGCAAUCUUUACUAAAUAAUCAGAUUUAGAAUCUGAAAAGGUUUGUGUUUUAUAAAGAAUUUAUUAAUUAGAAAUAGAAACAUAAGAACUUUUUGAAUAAGAAGGUAAUACUAAGAAUAAAUUGAAAGAGAAGAAAGAUUAUUUAUAAAUAUUAUAUAAGAAUCUUGUUGAAAGUGAUUAAAAAUUAUUAUAAUUAAGAAAUAGAAUGGCUUUGUAUUCAUAAGAAGGAAGAUAAUUGGCUGAAUAAGUUGAGAAUUUAGAGAAUGAAAAAGAAAACAAAUUGUAAUAUUUAUAGGACAUUUAGGCAGACUUAGAACAUGUAGAGAUGGAAAAAUAAGAAAAACAAGCUUUAGUUUAAUCUAUAGCUAAAGAAAUAAGUGAAACUUAAUAAGAGAAAGAUAAAUUAGAAAUUUAAUAUGCUACAGUACAUAGCAAGAAUCAAUAAUUAAAGAGUUAAAUUGGAUUUGAAGAAGCACUUUAUUAAAAAUUACUUCAAGAAUUAGAAAUUGCUAAAAAGAGAGAAUAAACUAAAUUCUAAAAUUUAUUUUCAGAUGGUUUUACUUAAACUGAAUAUGAUUUAGAAUAAUUUGAAAGUUUAUCUAAUUGUACAUAAAUGUUCAAGAUUACUAAAGAAGAUGCAUUUUAAUUAAAAGAAAAUUGUAAAUAAAGAUUGAUAUAAAUAUAUACAAGUGAGAAUGCUAGCAUUUAAUAAACUAUUAGUUAAAAUAAACAUUUAAAGAAAAUGAUACAUUUACAAUAAAUGAUAAUUUAAAUAUAGGAGAAUGAAAAUUUAAAUUUAAUUGAAUAUUCAUCAAGAAGAUCAUCUAAAUUAGGAUUUAAAGUAUUAGAUGAAUCAAUUUAUAAUAUGAGAUUAGAAUUAGAAUAGGUAUAUUUAAUAUAUAUAUAUAUAUUUUAGAUUGAUUUUAUGAUGAAUAAAACUAAAUUAGUUGAAGUUUAAGUGAGUGAUCAUUAAAUUAUAAUAGGAGAUACAAAAAUAGCAAGAUAAUGGAUUAUAGAAAGAUAGUUUGAUUAUGACAAUUCCCUUUAUCCUCUUGGUGUUUUAAACAUUAUUUAUAAAGUAUAUUAUAUUCAAUAUAAAUUAGGUAUCACUCUAUUAAGUAAUUAAUAUUUCAUUAACAGGAACAAAGGUAUUAAACUUAUAUCAAUCUAUAUUGUGA
Messenger RNA from Paramecium pentaurelia, 9261 nucleotides. The record is from the annotation of a GenBank genome assembly. Lineage: Eukaryota; Ciliophora; Oligohymenophorea; Peniculida; Parameciidae.